Messenger RNA from Parastagonospora nodorum SN15, 1773 nucleotides. RefSeq lists its product as hypothetical. Lineage: Eukaryota; Fungi; Ascomycota; Dothideomycetes; Pleosporales; Phaeosphaeriaceae. Gene Ontology annotation, molecular function: triacylglycerol lipase activity. The transcript is spliced from 3 exons. Bases 1 to 1773 code for a protein of 590 amino acids. The record is from RefSeq and is a predicted model, not a curated record. Gene Ontology annotation, biological process: lipid metabolic process.
AUGUCCCUUCUUACCGACACCAUUUUCACGGGAGGCAGCACGCGACUGCAUAGCAAGGACAAGAAGAAUGACUUGAAAAGCAUCAGGAAGAGCAAGAGCCAUGGCGGGCUGCUUGCGCCCCUCGUACGACUGGUGCAGAAUCCAAUUGCCGCACUGGACAAUGUUCUCAGCAGCCAAAUCAGCGUGCCUGAGACGGAGACACAUGCGCCAGAAUCAGAUAGCAGAAGGCAGAUCCUGUACCUGCGCAUGAACAACGUGGGUGCCACGUAUUGGGCCGAGACAUACGACGAAUGGCAUGCUGCCGCAACCGAGCUUGAUGCCCUGGAAGGAAACGACCCCUGGAAAGAGGACGACGACUCGCCCGAGUACGAUGUUGCUCUUGUGAAAGCCCGUCUGAAAGAGCUGGACGAUGCCCGUCUAAGCUGUGACGUCAGGAAGAUCCAAUUCCUGCUUCGCACCGCCCUCACACGCAAUCUGGGUGGAAUGGGCGGCGUAAAGCUGUAUAAACAUUCGCAUGUGGGCACUAAGAAGCUCAUCGAGCGAUACAUCGAUUCGGCACAGAAGACCCUGGCUGCUUUCAUAGACGUUUCGGCCAAGCAGGGCGACGAGUGUCCCUUGACGCCCGACCAACUGGUCGAGCAAAUGACCAUCACCCGAGCAUCAUUCGGACGAAGCGCAUUGCUGUUGUCAGGAGGCGGAACUUUUGGGAUGAACCACAUUGGCGUUGUCAAAACUCUGUGGGACCAGCGCCUGCUUCCACGAAUUAUAUCAGGCGCAUCGGCAGGGAGCAUUGUGUCUGCGGUGCUGUGCAGCAAGACCGAUGAAGAGAUGCCAGCUGUGAUGCACGAAUUUUGCCAUGGUGAUCUGGACGUGUUCGAAAAAGCCGGAGAGACCGAAAGUUAUCUACAUAAGCUCGUGCGCAUGGUCAAGCUGGGUUUCCUUUUCGACAUUCAGCAUCUGCAACGGGUCAUGAAAAAUCUACUAGGAGAUAUGACUUUCCAAGAAGCAUACAAUCGAACGCGACGCGUACUCAACAUUCCGGUUUCCAGCUCGUCGCAUUUUGAGCUUCCCCGGUUGUUGAACUUUGUGACUGCACCCAAUGUUAUAAUCGCGUCUGCAGUUUGUACCUCAUGCUCCGUUCCACUGGUUUAUGCCCAGUCCCAGCUCUGGGCGAAGAAUUUGAAGACGGGCGAGCUGCAGCACUGGAAUCCGGACACGGAUGCAACCUGGAUUGAUGGUUCGGUAGACAACGAUCUUCCGAUGACUCGGCUUGCGGAGAUGUUCAACGUCAACCACUUCAUCGUUUCUCAAGUAAAUCCGCAUGUAGUCCCCUUCCUGGUCAAGGAUGAGGAGCUGGUGGCCACCGACCAGCCCCAAUUUCCUAUGGCAACAGCUGAACCAGGAUGGCUCCUCAACAGCCUUGACAUCGCCAGAGGUGAAGCUGUGCACCGCAUGCAGAUGUUGGGCGAGAUGGGAAUCAUGCAAAGCACCAUGACCAAGCUUAGCUCUAUCCUCAGCCAACGGUAUUCUGGUGACAUCAAUAUCUAUCCACAGGUCUCUUUAGCUGACUUGCCCCUGGUGCUCACUAACCCAACGCCAGAGUACAUGGCUGGAUCGUGCGACAUGGCCGAAGCUUUCGCGGAUACAGAACCAUAUCGCAAUGGAGUUGGCGCUGGACGAUGCAGUCAAACUGCUAAGCGCCCGCGCAGUGUUGAGAAACGGAGAAAGGGAGCACGCUACAAACAUGAGCAGACCAGCAUCCGCCGGAAAUGA